UUUAAUCUCUUUUAUAUGGAUACCUCUCUAGUGUGCCAUUAUUUGAGGUUAUGUAGUUUUUAUACAAAUGCGAUUCUCGUGUUGUUUAUUGUGUAAACAAAAUGUACAGAUUUUUCAAAUAUUAUUUCUCCUGUCCGAUGUAAAGUUAACCGAAGAUUAACUGUCAAAAAUGGGUUCUUUCGACGUUCACAAAGUUAAUUUCUACUCUCCUGAAGUUUUCUCGGUGCAGUGUAUGUCUGUUGAAAGUGAUAAGAAAAAAUUAGCCAUUGGGAGGUCAAACGCGUCAAUUGAAAUAUGGGACAUAUCUCACAAACCACACGUCGACCGAACAUUAAUGUGCGACAGUAGUAUCGAUGGACUUGCAUGGCACAAAGGAAGAUUGUUCAGCUGUAGUGCUAAUGGCACAGUUACCGAAUAUGAUUUGCAAAGCCUUUCACCUAUGUAUAACAAAACUGUGACUUCUGGAUCGUGUUGGUGUAUAGCAGUACACAAUAACAGUGAACGGCUCGCUGCUGGAACACAAGACGGUUAUAUAAAUAUAUUUGAGAUAACAGAUGAUGGAUUGACUUACGAUAGAUUAAUGGACAAACAAGAAGGACGCAUAAGCUGUAUUGCUUGGGAUAUAACUGGUGAAUGGCUAGUUACUGGAUCUGUAAACGCCAUUCGUGUUUACAGCCGACGCAGUGGUCAUGCUAUACACAAAUUGCCAACUGGUCAAACUGAGACUGUCGUUUCAUCAUUGGCUGUCACUAAUGAUUUCACAAUAAUCAGUGCUGACUCUCGGGGAAAGUUAUGUUUUUGGGAUGGAAAUAAAGGAACAAAUAUCGCUAAUUACCAGGCCAUCAAAACUAAUGCUUUAACUGUAUGUCUAGAUGAAACGCAAACAAAAGUGUAUUGCAGCGGUGUUGACCCAGUCAUUGUAUGCUAUGAGCUAGUUUCAAUGAAAUCAGACAUUAGUGUAGAAUGUAACAAAUGGAUUAGAAGUGUUCAACUAGUUGCUCAUAGAGUUGAAGUGAAGUCUUUAAUUCAUUUUAAAGGCAAUUUAUACUCCGGAGGUAUUGACGGAUAUUUAUGUGUUAGUAGUUAUCCGCCAAAAUUGUUAGUGAAAUACCCUCCAUUAAUAAGUUCUUCUAUUGCUUUGGCAACCGAUUCCAGGUACGUACUAUUAAAAUAUCCAAGUCGUUUAGAUAUUUGGUACCUGGCAGACAAGCAUAGGUAUGAAAAUAAAUUGGCUAAAUUGGCGACUAUUCAAUAUUCUAAAAACGACUUUGUGAGGUGUUCAGCAAUUUCGCCAGACGGCACGUGGAUUGUUUAUUCUACUGAAGAAAAACUAAAAAUAUUUAGUUUAAUUAUGGAUACUAUCACAGGUGAACCAAUGAUUAAAAAAACGAGCAUACAACCAGUCGAAUGUGAUGUUUCCACUCAAUUAGCAUUUUCAGCAGAUAGCAAGUACAUGUGGUUUGCUACUAAAAACGAAAACACGCUAGUGUGUUUAGAAAUGUCUCAUAAAUUUGAUUUGCUAACGAAACACUGCAUUGAAACUAGUUCACAUAUUAAAGAUUUAGUACAUUUAUUAGAAGUUUCCAAAUCAAAUGAAUAUGUUGUAGCUGCUGAUAGACAAAGCAAUAUUAUAGUCUAUAGUGAAGGAAAAUAUUACUGUACGCUUCCAAAAUAUCAUUGUGCUCCGACUUGUAUGAAAAUUCAUCCUAUCACUAAAAAUCUUGUAAUAGCAUAUGCAGAUCGAAAAGUUGUCGAAUACAAUAUUGAUAAUAAAAAGUAUACCAGCUAUUCAGAGCAGUUGCUGUUGAACCCCCCAAAAGACUUAUCUCAUAGAUCAUUUCCUAUCACCUCUAUAGCAUUUGAUCCUUCAAAAAAAGAUUCUAUCAUUCUAUCCGAUGACAAUACUAUUUGUGUUUUGACACACGAAGAAGAAACAUCCGAUAAACCAGAAAAAAAAAUUAAAAAAGUCGAAUCAAAAAAUAAAAAAUAUUUUGUUAAAACUAUACAAAAUUAUGAGCAUUUGGUGUUCUUUGAUUUUUUAAAUAAUGAAGAACUUGUAGCCGUAGAAGUAAGUCCCUGCUCGUUUGUCGAAAAGUUACCAAGCGUCUAUAAGAAAAAAAUUUUCGGUAUGACGUAAGCAAAAAAUAUAACAUUUAUAGUUGAAAUGUUUUUUUUAUUAAAUAAAUUGUUUCUAU
Molecule: messenger RNA, 2195 nt
Organism: Adelges cooleyi (spruce gall adelgid)
Lineage: Eukaryota; Metazoa; Arthropoda; Insecta; Hemiptera; Adelgidae
Gene: l(3)72Dn
Product: U3 small nucleolar RNA-associated protein 4 homolog
Exons: 15
Coding region: 170-2137 (655 amino acids)
Biological process (GO): maturation of SSU-rRNA from tricistronic rRNA transcript (SSU-rRNA, 5.8S rRNA, LSU-rRNA)
Cellular component (GO): 90S preribosome; t-UTP complex; small-subunit processome
Molecular function (GO): RNA binding; protein binding
Source: RefSeq, a predicted model, not a curated record